AUACUGCCACAAACAAGUUCAGUAAGACCUUCAGCUAUUAUGCUUUAGGCUUACAGAGCUUACCUACAACUAUUGCUAUUUUGUUUCUCAGAUUGUAUGUAUGUUAAUAAAAAGACAAUGACCAAAUAGGUAGGUAACUACAACUGGUGUGCUGUAAUGUAAAUUUGCCAGUGGAAAUGGACAUUACACACUGCCAAAUAUUGAGUAUAAUGGCAACUAAUCAUAAUUGUAAUGGGACACUACCAUCUCCGCAAACAACCUUAUUAACAAAUGAAAAUGCCAAUGAAAAUUUGCCUUGUUUAUCUCCAGUAGAAAUACAACAAGAAUAUUAUGAAAACCUGUCAGAUUGUGACUGGGUGAAAUAUGAAAAAUCAGAGAGGAACUUAUUGUUACAAAAUGUAGCCUUUGCACUAUUUGGGGGUCCUAGUAUAGAAGGAGAACUGACAAUGGUCAAAGCAGGUCAGAGUGCUCAUUUGGAAGGCUACACAACAAGACAACAAGAAGCAGUCUUGAAAGUAUAUAAAAAGUUGUGUGAACAAAGCAAAUUUUCACAGAAUGAUGAGGACAUAAUGAUGACAGUACUCCUCACAGUAUGUGCUAAACCAAAACCACUCAAAUUCUACAACAUCCAGCCAGCAAACUAUUGGAUAGAUCUGCACCAACGCAACGACAUUGAUAUUUGGUGUACUCCUGUUUUCAGGGUGAGGAAAUGCAUCCCUACUACUGUUGGUGCCAAGUCAUGCAGAGUUUAUAUUGAUGAAAAUGCAAGAGUGUAUCAAGACUGGGAUUCUUAUUUAAAAAAUAAUACAUUGCCAAAGUGUGUCCUUAUUGUACCAGAAAAUGGAGAAUACAAUGGAACUAUUGUGGAGGGGGAUGAAGCGUUUGCAGUGAAACUAUCAGUGGUUCCGUCCCCCUCACUGGGUGUUACCGCGCGAGUGCUCAGUUCAGCGGAUACCGUCAGCACGGUGGCUUCCCUGGGCGCGUUAGGAGUACUAGGAGUGGCGGCCGUCACUCCCGUAGGACCUGCAGUCUUGGCCGGGGCAGCGGUGGCGACUAUCACCACGGGAAUCUACGGCCUCGUCAGGUCUUCGUACCAUCUCAAAGAUAGGAGCGCUCAUGAACAGACCAUCAGUAUAAAAGAUCCUGAGGCUCGAGGCAGUUGGAUCAACAUAGCGGCGUCAUCCGUCGGUUUGGCCGCGGGCGCCGCAAGCAACCUCUUGUCCAGGUCCGCCGCCGCUGGCACCAAUCUCACUAAGACUGGCCAAGUUCUUACUGUAUCCGUGGAGGUUCUUCGUCGCGCCAACCUCUUCACAGGCGCCGUCGGCGUCAUCAACAGUUUGGCCCAUAUUAUUGUUAAGUACCGCAAGCACGGUGAGAAGCCGACCAAGUUGGAACUAUUCCAGUUCACAACCGCUACUUUGUUCUUCUGCAACGCCGUGAUGUCCAACCGAACUGCCCAGAAUAUAAUAGAAGAAGCCCAAGCAUCCACCAUCAAUAAUUACCGGGCUUCGCUUAGGAGCAACAGACACAGGAAAAUAUUUGACAAGCUGAGUGCCGAGUCCCGGCGAGUGCAAGGCAACGUGCAAGGUAAUGCAGAAGUCAUACAAGGCAUCAAGAACAUCGCGAACAAAGACCAAUACUUCGCAGACGUGCUCAGGAUCAACAAAGAUGUGAAUCAGCACAAGUUGAGGAUAUCCAUGACCGCGGACGGCGAAGUGAAUUUGAAUGCGCAGCACAAAUUCAGCCCUUCUGAAUUGUCGAGCCUGGGUAAGGAAGGUAGAUCCCAACUAUUCGGUAAUUUAGGCCCAGCCGCGGUCGGUACGAAGAAUGUACCAACCCGCCUUACCACUUCGACGACUGCAGUAGGCAGAUACGAAGAAGAAAACGAUAGCGUCAUGGUUGGUAUCCACCCGGGCGAAAUCAUACGCAUCGGAACUUUACUUGUACGAGUGAGCGCUUCAGGAGCUGAAAACGUGGCUUUGUUGCUUGAAAAUCUGAGCCAAGACGUUCACGCAAAUUUAAUGACAGUGGCAUUUAAUAUCCUUUCCAAAUUGUUGCCAGAAGAUAUAGCAAAACUAAAGCUGCUUAGCCCUGACGAGGAUUUGAUCGCUCAAGUAGUGAAAUUCGUUUUCAAUUACCUGAAACACAAAAGGCCGAUGGGGGAGGCAGAUCCUGAUGAUAACAGCAUCAUGUUAGUACUGAAGGAAUUCUUCCAAGACGGUUUGAUUCGGCAAGAUACUAUAUUGCUGCUGAAGAGCCGUUUUAUGAAGUGGAUCGAUGGAGAAAUCGAAAACAGGCGACAACGCUACCCAAAUAAAACUGAAACCAUUUGUCCUAAAUGCCAAGGUGUCAGAUUUACUUAAAUAAUUUUGUAACUAUAAAUAUUUCAGUUUAAUAUUGUGUGGUACAUUCAAUAACUUUACAAAAUAUUUUUUGUAGACAAAAACCAAUGUUCAUAUUAAAAGUUUACAGAUAAAAAUAUAACACUAACAUUCAGUUGUUCGUUUUACACUUUUUUGGUUACAAUAAAUUACUCCUACCUGUGAAGUAGUAAGAUUUUUUACAAUAUAUGAUUCCAAGAAAUGAAGACUAAAUUAUCACUCAAUUAAAUUAACAAUUACAUUAUAAGUCCUAUUAUAUUAUAAAUAUAUAGAUAAAACGACGUCUACAAAAGACUAGAUAACAAUUUGCAGAGCCAACGAAACACAAACAUAUCACACAUGUUUUUUUUUUAUUUAUUUCCAAAUUUUACUUAGGUAUAUUUUAAUAUAAGUACUUAGUCUGUAAGUAGAAGGUACAAAAUUGCUGAUUAUUAUAUACACAUAUAUUAUAGAUAUAUUAAAAUAUAUUUUCGAUAUUUCAGAUGAUAUUAGAAAGAUAAUAUAUGUAUGAUAAUUUUAAUUGUAAAUAUAAAACGUUAUAUUGACCGCACAAUAGCUUAAGCAAAAUUAAAAACUAAUAAAGUAGAAAUAGACUAAUAGUAAUCGAUUUUUAAAAUUAGGAAAUUUUAAAAUUAGGAAAAUCAAAUGCUUAGGUACUGUGCCUUGUAUUCAUUUGUUUGUAAAACAAAGCUAUUUUAUAAUAAACUAUGCUUGGGGACCAUUGCUUUUCAUUAUAGAUCUACCUAAUAAUAUUAGAAACUUAGCACCAAUUUGAAACAAAUAGACUUUCUUUACUCGGA
Messenger RNA from Amyelois transitella, 3181 nucleotides. RefSeq lists its product as uncharacterized. The coding region runs from base 177 to 2363 and encodes 728 amino acids. Lineage: Eukaryota; Metazoa; Arthropoda; Insecta; Lepidoptera; Pyralidae. The transcript has 10 exons. The record is from RefSeq and is a predicted model, not a curated record.